AUGUCUCUUUCUGGUAGUAAAUCAUCAACAGAUUCUUUAAUUUUAAAAGCAUUUGAUGAAGAAUUAUUUCAAUCAUUAUCCUAUCCAACAAAAUUUGCAUUUGCUAAUUUGGCUACAAUUAUAUUACAUCAAGAUUUUUAUGAAUAUGGUGACGUCGAGACAAGGAAAUUUAGUGAAAACACAUUAAAAAAAAUUUUUAAAGUAUGUAAUUUACCUAAAUCAACAAAUAUGUCACUUCUUCAACAACUAUAUGGAAAUAAUAUAACAACAGAUCCAACAAUAUUAAUAAUGACAAUAAAAGAAGGUAUUUCAGAUGGUUGUCAUAAUAUUUUAAUGCCAAUUUGUAAAAUUUUAACAUUUCAUUUGGAAGAUGGUAUUUAUGAUAGUAGAUUUAGAGUUUUUUUAAGACAUCUUUGUGCAUUGUUAUCAAUAGAUUGGGAUACUUUAGAAGAUGCGGAGGAGUAUUUAGUUAAAAUGUUAACAAAAGGUGAACACAAAGAAUCUGAUGGAUCACGGAGUACAAAUAUCACAGAACAUAAAAAAGCUCGUUUAAGAGAUCAAAAAAUAAAAAAAAUAAAACGUUACGUGACAAUUGGAGCAGCAGGUGGAAUAGGAGGUUUACUAAUUGGAGUAUCUGGGGGAUUAGCAGCACCAUUUGUAGCAUCAGGAGCUGCUGCUAUAAUUGGUACAACUGCAGCUACAACAGCUUUAGCUACAACAGCAGGUGCUGCAAUAUUAGGAACUGCUUUUGGUGUAGCUGGAGCUGGAUUAACAAGUUAUAAAAUGAAAAAAAGAGUUGGAAAUAUUGAACAAUUUGAAUUUGUUAAAUUUUCAGAAGGUUGUAGUUUACAAACAAUAAUUGUUGUAAGUGGAUGGAUAACAAGAAACAGCGAGAAUUGUGCUUUUACGUAUCCAUGGAGAAAUUUACGUGCAUCUAAAGAACAGUAUGCUUUGGUAUAUGAAAGUAAAUAUCUACUUGAGCUAGGGAAUGCCUUAACAUACUUGUUAUCUGGUGUUGUAGCAACAGCAGUUCAACAAACAUUAAUGGAAACAGCUUUACAUGGUUUAUUGACAGCUAUAGCAUGGCCUGUCGCAUUAAUUUCAAUUGCUAGUAUGAUUGACAAUCCUUGGAAUGUUUGUAUUUCAAGAAGUGUUGAAAUUGGAGAACAAUUAGCAGAGACAUUACUACAAAGACCAAAUGGUCAUAAACCAGUUACAUUAAUUGGUUUUUCUUUAGGAGCUAGAGUAAUAUUUCAUUGUCUAUUAAAAAUGGCAUCAAGACCAGAGUCAAGAGGAAUUAUUGACAAUGUCAUUCUACUUGGAGCACCAGUAUCAGCAUCACCAGCUCAAUGGGAAUUGACUUGUAAAGUUGUUGCUGGAAGAAUUAUUAACGGUUACAGUUCUAAUGAUUGGAUGUUAAAAUUUUUAUACAGAACAAUGAGUAUACAAUUUUCAAUAGCUGGUAUAUCACCAAUAAAAUUUACUAAUUAUAAUAGACAUAAGAUCGCAAAUCAUGAGUUAUCACAUAUUAUAACAGGACAUUUCGACUACGUCUCAAAAUUAGAUGAUAUUCUUGAUGAAUUGGGUAUAAAAAUGGAAACAGUUGAUAAAAGAAUUCCAUAUUCUAAUGAAAGAGAAGAACAAGAAUAUAUUUCAAUAAGAGAUUCAAGUAAUAAUAUCGAAGAAAAUUAA
Messenger RNA from Strongyloides ratti, 1692 nucleotides. RefSeq names its product Protein of unknown function DUF726 family-containing protein. Bases 1 to 1692 code for a protein of 563 amino acids. The transcript has 5 exons. The record is from RefSeq and is a predicted model, not a curated record. NCBI's taxonomy places the organism in Eukaryota, Metazoa, Nematoda, Chromadorea, Rhabditida, Strongyloididae.